Rhodofomes roseus is the source of this 901-nucleotide messenger RNA. RefSeq names its product integral membrane protein S linking to the trans Golgi network-domain-containing protein. NCBI's taxonomy places the organism in Eukaryota, Fungi, Basidiomycota, Agaricomycetes, Polyporales, Fomitopsidaceae. Gene Ontology annotation, cellular component: Golgi membrane; trans-Golgi network. Bases 79 to 720 code for a protein of 213 amino acids. The transcript has 5 exons. The record is from RefSeq and is a predicted model, not a curated record. Gene Ontology annotation, biological process: protein localization to Golgi apparatus; Golgi to plasma membrane protein transport; Golgi to endosome transport.
GUCGUGUCUCUCCAUCAUCCUUUGCAGAAACCGGCAGGCCCGCGUUAAGACUAUCCGCCUUGAAACUAGCUAGGACAAAUGGCAAAGUCUACGUCUACGGGAUGGGACCCGGUACUUCUCAUAUCUCAGAUUGUCGCGAUGCAAACCUUGCACUAUCUUACGUUGGCCAUCCUCAUCCCGCCUCUCCUUACAAUCUUCUGCAAGUCAGACGUGCUGGACUAUGUCGGAGGUGCGACCAAUGUCGGUAUGGUCAUGGAUUGGCGCGAGCUAGCCAGUAGGCCGACCAUUCAUACUGCACAAGGAUCCUGGGGCUCGUGGAAUAGCGUCUGGAGCGGCGGCAAGCAGGUUGGGGCCGGAAGUCACUUGGCCGGUCAAUGGGAUGGUCUCGUUGACCCACGGCGGGGUUGGAUUAUCGCUGCUUGCUGGCUUGCAGCAUCUGGUGCCGACAUCUAUUAUCUGUAUAUCCUCAUUCGCCGUCCGCGGAUGAUCCUGGACUUCUCGUUGACGCUCAUAUUCAACCAUCUGGUCCUCACCACAUAUUACGCCGCUUCUUUUCCUACGACACUGUUCUUUUGGGGUGUCAUGACCAUCGGUGCGGCCAUGAUGGUCAUUGUGGCCGAACAGUUGUGUGUCAAACGCGAGAUGACCGAAGGUUUGACGGUGGCCGCCCCUACAGAAGACGACGAUGUGGAAAUGGGGAGCUUGUUAAGGCGCGACUAGGCAGCAGGGUCCAAGCACGUUGGCUUGCCGUGCAUUCGACGUUCAUUCCGUCGAAGACGAUCGUGGUGGCUUGUUGGUGUGGUCUCUGUUGAAAUCACCCAUGCGGCCUGGAAACGCGGCACGCCAUUGGUAAGUCGCAUUUGGAUACUCCGCAGCCUCUCACCGUCAAGCUCAUUGUCUU